GAUACCAUAAUCUUCAUUUGGGGAGGGCUGUUUUGGAUUUGGUUGCUUGUGUUGUGUGUGUGUUUUCCAGCUCUUCAUUCAAUUAAGUGUCAUCUUUAAGUGUGUUGAUGGAUUUGAUGUUUACCUAGAUGCAAUGAAAAACAUCUGUGUUUGCUAGUUUAUGUGAUAUGGAUCUUCUUGACUUCUCUGUCUUUUUUUCCAAUGGAAGAGAGGGAAAGCUCUGAACAAUUUGGUUUUUGGGCUUUGGGCUUUUCAAAGAAAGUAGUGAAAUGAAGGAUUUAGGAAAGAAAAGUGGUGGUGAUAUUUGGUAUUUUAUUUAUACCAAAAUUCUGAAAAGAACGAAAAAAACCAUAAACCCUAGUCUCAAUCUUCAUUUCGUUUUCACACAUUUCUCUCUCUUUCUCUCGCCGAUGAGGCCACUGCUCCAAGCCUCACUCCUCUAAAGCUUCCUUUUACUCAUUCCACAACGACGCCGUUUAGCUGGAUUUCCUUCUCUCUCUCUCCUUCCUUCCUCCCAGUGCGUACAUUACUGGUCGUAUAAUGGCGCUGGCUGUCUCUCCUUUCUCGCUAGGAGUACGAACAACAGCAGCUGAUCAUCUUAGAAAACAUUCCUCUGGUUCUCCUACACCUAUUAAAUCAAAGCCAAUAAUAAACAAAUCCUCCUCUUACGACAUCGUUUCACGUUCUAAUAACUCUACCUUUAACUCGAAUCGCCCAAAAGUUGUGUGCAGUUUUAGAUCUUUAUCAAACGAACAACCCAGGAGGUCUUAUUCAAUCCAGGCAUGCACUGAAGCCGGAGCACCGAUUGAAGAUUCUCCUUUGCUCAAGAAAGUUUGGGAUUUCGGACAUGUUUGGUUAAAAUACCUGAGGCCCUAUGCAAUAGUGGGAACAGUUGCGGCGUCCGUUUCUGUGUAUGGAAGAGUGAUGACUGAGAAUCCAGAUUUGUUUAGGUGGUCUCUUCUGAUGAAGGCAUUACCUGGCCUAUUUGCUAUAAUAUGUGGAAAUGCUUAUUAUAUUGGUAUUAAUCAGAUUUAUGAUGUCGAUAUUGACAGGGUGAACAAACCUUAUUUACCUAUAGCUUCAGGGGAACUUUCAAUGAAAUCAGCAUGGUUAUUGGCCAUAUUUUAUUUAGUGGCUGGGUUGUUGAUUGUUGGAUUAAAUGCAGAGCCACUCGUCACUGGUCUCUAUUGUCUUGCUCUUUUCUUCGGCACCAUCUACUCUGUUCCUCCACUUAGAUUGAAGAGAUUUUCUAUUUCAACAGCUCUUGUGCUUUCUUCGAUACGAGGUGUACUCAUUAAUAUUGGAGUAUAUUAUGCCACUAGAAAAACGACUCUUGGACUUACGUUUAUGUGGAGCCCUGCUCUUGUCUUCAUCACCACUUUUAUAACAUUGUUAUUUAUGGUCGUCGCCAUCACAAAAGAUAUUACAGACAUUGAAGGUGACACGAAGUUUCAAAUAGUAACCUUUGCUGCAAAAUUUGGGGUUAGAAACAUUGCACUCUUUGGCACUGGUAUUCUCUUGCUAAAUUAUAUAGGUGCCAUAUUGGUCCCAAUUUGUAUGCCUCAGGCUUUCAACCGUAACUUUAUGGUCUCUACUCACGCAAUUCUGGCAUUAUGGUUACUUUUACAGGCCUGGAUAUUAGAGCAAGGAAAAUAUACAAAGGAAGCAUGUGCAAAUUUCUACCAAGUCAUUUGGAAGCUUCUUUACGCAGAAUAUAUCAUAUAUCCCUUCAUCUAGAAGAUUAUCACUUAUUCUUCAUCUAAUUUUUUUGUUAAAAUAAAUCAUAUUUGUAAAAUAAAAAAGGCAUCCUUGUGUUUACUUUAACUAUGAUGCGUAAUAAAGUGGCUAAUCUUUUAAAUU
Humulus lupulus (European hop) is the source of this 1860-nucleotide messenger RNA. Its product is annotated as homogentisate solanesyltransferase, chloroplastic-like. Gene Ontology annotation, molecular function: prenyltransferase activity. NCBI's taxonomy places the organism in Eukaryota, Viridiplantae, Streptophyta, Magnoliopsida, Rosales, Cannabaceae. Bases 541 to 1737 code for a protein of 398 amino acids. Gene Ontology annotation, cellular component: membrane. The record is from RefSeq and is a predicted model, not a curated record. The transcript has 11 exons.